Messenger RNA from Haliotis rubra (blacklip abalone), 312 nucleotides. RefSeq names its product sulfotransferase 1C4-like. Gene Ontology annotation, biological process: sulfation. Gene Ontology annotation, cellular component: cytoplasm. The transcript has 3 exons. Lineage: Eukaryota; Metazoa; Mollusca; Gastropoda; Lepetellida; Haliotidae. The record is from RefSeq and is a predicted model, not a curated record. The coding region runs from base 1 to 312 and encodes 103 amino acids. Gene Ontology annotation, molecular function: sulfotransferase activity.
AUGAUGUACUAUGAAGACAUGAAGCAGAACCCCUUGGAGGAAAUCCGGAAGUUGGCAGUGUUUCUGGGAGUACCAGCUGAUGACUCACUGUACGGCGCCGUGGCAGAGAAAUGUUCUUUUAAGAAUAUGAAGGACGACAAGGAACCAUAUGAUCCCAAGUUCAAGGGCCAGCUUAUUGUUUAUAGGAAAGGCCAAGUGGGAGACUGGCAGAACUGGCUCACACCGGAACAGAACGAGAUGUUUGACAAGCUGUACCAGGAGAAGAUGAAGGACAGCAAGUUCAAGGACAAAAUUAGGUUCACGCUGGCAUAG